UUGUUUUAGGGAUACCUUUAGGUCUGAUCGAUACUUUCUUGUGUCUUGGGGUUAGUGUUUUGUCUGGUUUUCUACUGUGGCUUUAAUUCGAAGAUUGCAAAACAUGCCAAGAUGAAUGUCGUGUUUAUGAAGUUUAUUCCCACCCCAUUUCUUUCUGUUCACUGGCAUCUCUGUCUCAACCACCAUGGCAACCAUUAAGUCCCUAGCGAGGAUGAAGCUUCGCUUUCAUAGCUCCACCUAUUUUUGCUUCAGAUUCCUCCCCAUAAGGCUUGAGUUGUCAUGUGACAUCUUGGUUUUGUGUUUAUUUUAACCAAAUAGCUCCUGAAACUCGAGGGUGUAAGAGCUAGUAGUUGGAGAUGGGUAACAGCCAUUGGGAGUUAGGUGAUUUCUCCCUACGAUUUAUUUUCAUGUGAACCUCAUGACGGCCAGAGCCUGAGUUUAUAGGGGUACAUACUGCGCGUUAGCAACUUUUUUCAUUUUUCAUGCCUUCACGUCUAAUUCUGCUUCCCCUUUUUACAGGCUCCCUGGGGAAGGGAAUGCAGGGUUACUGGGGCUGGGCCCAGAGGCAGCAGCACCAGGGAAAAGGAUUAGAAAGCCUUCUCUGCUGUAUGAGGGAUUCGAGAGCCCCACGAUGGCUUCUGUACCAGCUUUACAACUGACCCCUGCCAACCCACCACCCCCCGAGGUGUCCAAUCCCAAAAAGCCAGGGCGGGUGACAAACCAGCUGCAGUACCUGCACAAGGUGGUGAUGAAGGCCCUGUGGAAGCACCAGUUUGCGUGGCCAUUUCGGCAACCUGUGGAUGCCGUGAAACUGGGUCUGCCGGAUUACCACAAAAUUAUAAAACAGCCUAUGGACAUGGGUACUAUCAAGAGGAGACUUGAAAACAAUUACUACUGGGCUGCCUCUGAGUGUAUGCAGGACUUCAAUACAAUGUUUACCAACUGUUACAUUUAUAACAAGCCCACUGACGACAUCGUCCUGAUGGCACAGACACUGGAGAAGAUCUUCCUACAGAAAGUGGCAGCUAUGCCACAAGAGGAACAAGAGCUUGUGGUGACCAUCCCUAAGAACAGCCAUAAGAAGGGGGCCAAGUUAGCAGCGCUGCAGGGUAGUAUUACCAGUGCCCAUCAGGUGCCUGCAGUUUCUUCUGUGUCACAUACAGCCCUGUAUACACCACCGCCUGAAAUACCCACCACUGUCCUCAACAUUCCCCACCCGUCAGUCAUCUCUGCUCCCCUUCUGAAGUCCCUGCAUUCUGCUGGACCCCCGCUCCUCGCUGUAUCAACAGCUCCUCCAGCUCAGCCCCUUGCCAAGAAAAAAGGCGUUAAACGGAAAGCAGAUACUACUACCCCUACACCUACAGCCAUCCUAGCUCCUGGCUCCCCAGCUAGUCCUCCUGGGGGUCUUGAGCCAAAGGCAGCACGGCUUCCUCCUAUGCGUAGAGAGAGUGGCCGCCCAAUCAAGCCCCCACGAAAAGACUUGCCUGACUCCCAGCAGCAACACCAGAGCUCUAAGAAAGGAAAGCUGUCAGAACAGCUAAAGCACUGCAAUGGCAUUUUGAAGGAGUUGCUCUCAAAGAAGCAUGCUGCCUAUGCCUGGCCUUUCUAUAAGCCAGUGGACGCUUCUGCUCUUGGCCUUCACGAUUACCAUGACAUCAUUAAGCAUCCCAUGGACCUCAGCACUGUCAAGCGGAAGAUGGAGAAUCGUGAUUACCGGGAUGCACAGGAGUUCGCUGCUGAUGUGCGACUCAUGUUCUCCAACUGCUAUAAGUACAAUCCUCCUGACCACGAUGUUGUGGCCAUGGCACGGAAGUUACAGGAUGUGUUUGAGUUCCGCUAUGCCAAGAUGCCAGAUGAGCCACUGGAACCAGGGCCUUUACCAGUCUCUACCGCCUUGCCUCCUGGGUUGGCCAAAUCAUCUUCAGAGUCUUCGAGUGAGGAAAGUAGCAGUGAGAGCUCCUCGGAGGAAGAGGAGGAAGAGGAUGAUGAAGAUGAGGAAGAGGAGAGUGAGAGCUCAGACUCUGAGGAAGAAAGGGCUCAUCGCCUGGCAGAGCUGCAGGAGCAGCUUCGGGCAGUACAUGAACAACUGGCUGCCCUAUCCCAAGGCCCAAUAUCUAAGCCCAAGCGGAAGAGGGAGAAAAAGGAGAAAAAGAAGAAACGGAAGGCAGAGAAACAUCGGGGCAGAGUUGGGAUUGAUGAAGAUGACAAGGGGUCUCGGGCACCUCGACCACUUCAGCCCAAGAAAUCUAAGAAAGCUGGAGGUGGCAGUUCUGCUAUGCUAGGCCACCCUGGCUUUGGGACUUCUGGAGGAAGUAGCAACAAGUUGCCUAAAAAGGCCCAAAAGACAGCCCCACCUGUCCUGCCCACUGGUUAUGAUUCGGAGGAGGAAGAAGAAAGCAGACCCAUGAGUUAUGAUGAAAAGAGGCAGUUAAGCCUGGAUAUCAACAAAUUACCUGGAGAGAAGUUGGGUCGAGUUGUACAUAUCAUCCAAGCCAGGGAACCCUCUUUACGUGAUUCAAAUCCAGAAGAAAUCGAGAUUGAUUUUGAAACACUCAAGCCAUCCACACUUCGAGAGCUUGAGCGAUACGUUUUAUCCUGCCUUCGGAAGAAACCCCGGAAGCCCUAUACUAUUAAGAAACCUGUGGGAAAGACAAAGGAGGAGCUAGCUUUGGAGAAAAAGCGGGAACUAGAGAAGCGGUUGCAGGACGUCAGUGGACAGCUUAACUCCACCAAAAAACCUCCCAAGAAAGCGAGUGAGAAAACAGAGUCUUCAUCUGCACAGCAAGUGGCAGUGUCCCGGCUCAGCGCUUCCAGCUCCAGCUCAGAUUCCAGCUCCUCAUCUUCAUCGUCCUCUUCUUCAGACACCAGCGAUUCAGACUCUGGCUAAGGGGUCAGGCCAGAUGGGGCAGGAAGGCUCCGCAGGACCGGACCCCUGUACCACCCUUCCCCACCACUGUCCCCUUGCUGUGACACUUCUUCAUCUCCCUCCAUAGGAGAGCUGGCUCUGCAGUGGGAGGAUGCAGGGACACGGACAGAACCAGACUGACUGCUAGCCCUUUGGGGAAUGACCUCUUGGGUGUAGUGUCCCUGUUCAGGAUGAUGGGGGUGGGCAAGGGUAUGGGUGGGAGUGGGCAUAGGCCUGGCACAAGGCCACCUAAGGCCAUAGCUGUCCUGUUCACUUCUAUAAGGGCCCUGUUUUGAGGUUUUAUUUAUUUAAGCUAGGUAAGGCUGUGAGGAGAGAGCACCAUGGCCCUCCCUCCAGCCUCCAUGGGGAGGGAAGAAGAGGGAGCUCCUUUUUUUACGUUGACUUUUUUUUUCUACUCUUCCCUUUUCCUUCUACUCCAUUUGGGGCCUGGGGAUUUAAGUCACCUCUCCAUUUGGCCCCCUGGACUAUCUUUUCUUUCUCUUGAUUCUAACUUGUAAAUAAAGAAAAUAUUAUUGAA
Messenger RNA from Myodes glareolus (Bank vole), 3443 nucleotides. NCBI's taxonomy places the organism in Eukaryota, Metazoa, Chordata, Mammalia, Rodentia, Cricetidae. The record is from RefSeq and is a predicted model, not a curated record.